Messenger RNA from Anopheles cruzii, 488 nucleotides. Its product is annotated as small integral membrane protein 20. Gene Ontology annotation, cellular component: mitochondrial inner membrane. The coding region runs from base 99 to 329 and encodes 76 amino acids. NCBI's taxonomy places the organism in Eukaryota, Metazoa, Arthropoda, Insecta, Diptera, Culicidae. The transcript has 3 exons. Gene Ontology annotation, biological process: mitochondrial respiratory chain complex IV assembly. The record is from RefSeq and is a predicted model, not a curated record.
UUUGGUUUUGCAUAACACGACCGGAAUCGGAUUGUUUGGUCGCUUCUACGUUCGGAAACUCCCGUUUUGCCUCGGAAUUUGGAAACGACCUUGUCGACAUGGCUCCGGUGAUGCUUAAAGGAAAAAAUUAUGCCCUACUAAUAGGGGGCAUCGUAGGUCUCAUCGGCUUGGCGUGCUACCCGAUUAUCGUCCACCCAAUGCUGUAUCCGGAAGAGUACAAAAAGCUACAGAAAGUCAAUAGGGCGGGCAUCCAGCAGGCCGAAAUUCAGCCUGGCAAUAUGCGAGUCUGGAGUGACCCCUUCAAACCCCGGGAAGAAGAUAAGCGAUGAAUAGGCUUCCGAUUGGCAAAAUGGUGCGCUUCACUAGUCAGCAAAAUUAUAACUACCAUCCAUACUCGUUGGCCUGCUGCGGCCGGUACCGCACGGAGAAGCAUGAAAAAGUAUCUUAGUGAAUGUUUUACAAUAAAUUAACCUGUAUCAGAAAGGGCA